AUGAAAAGUAGAAUAUGGUCGGAAGCAAGAGUUUACACCAAUGCAAACAAACAAAAAGAUAAAGAAUACUGGGAUUAUGAAAAUACAUCAAUCGAAUGGUCAACCAACAAUAAGGAUUACGAAAUUGAAACAAAAGUUGGUCGUGGUAAAUACUCAGAAGUAUUUAGAGGUGUACAGAUGAAAUCUGGAAAUCAAAUUGUUAUUAAAAUGUUGAAGCCUGUGAAGAAGAAGAAGAUUAAGAGAGAAAUCAAGAUCCUCUUAAAUUUAUCAAAUGAAAAGAAUCCCGUAACGGCUCAACCAUUUAAAAUUGAAAACUAUUAUACAAAUAAAAAAGAUAGCGUUAUGCAAUUUAAGAGAGACUUCCUGUACGACUUACCUCAUAAUGGACAUGAUAAUAUUAUACAACUAUUUGACAUAAUUAAAGAUCCAAUAUCUAGAACGCCUGCAUUGAUUUUUGAAUAUAUUGAAAAUGUGGAUUUCCGUAUCUUAUAUCCAAAAUUGACUGACUAUGACAUGAGAUACUACAUGAUGGAACUUCUGAAGGCCUUAGACUACUGUCAUUCCAUGGGUAUUAUGCAUAGAGAUGUCAAACCACACAACGUCAUGAUUGAUCACAAACAGAGAAAAUUGAGAUUAAUCGAUUGGGGUCUUGCUGAAUUUUACCACAUUAAUAUGGAAUAUAAUGUUAGAGUUGCGUCUAGGUUCUUUAAAGGUCCAGAAUUGUUAGUUGAUUACAGAAUGUAUGAUUACUCAUUAGAUAUGUGGUCGUUCGGUACUAUGCUUGCAUCCAUGAUCUUCCAAAAAGAACCAUUUUUUCAUGGUACAAGUAACACUGAUCAGUUAGUAAAGAUUGUCCGUGUUCUAGGAAGCGAUGAUUUCGAAAAAUACCUAGAAAAGUAUGAAAUUGAACUACCAAAAGAAUUCCAUGAUAUGGACCAAUAUAUUAGAAGACCAUGGUACAGGUUCAUUAACGAAUCAAAUAAGCAUUUGAGUGGGAAUGAAGCAAUCAUUGACUUGAUUGAUAAUUUACUAAGAUACGACCAUCAAGAGAGACUUACAGCUAGAGAAGCCUUGGGCCAUGAAUGGUUUGCACCUGUAAGGUAA
Maudiozyma barnettii is the source of this 1104-nucleotide messenger RNA. It is a transcript of the gene CKA1, whose product is annotated as casein kinase 2 catalytic subunit CKA1. Gene Ontology annotation, biological process: regulation of transcription by RNA polymerase III; protein phosphorylation; regulation of transcription by RNA polymerase I. The record is from RefSeq and is a predicted model, not a curated record. Gene Ontology annotation, cellular component: nucleus; cytosol; protein kinase CK2 complex. The transcript has a single exon. Gene Ontology annotation, molecular function: ATP binding; protein serine/threonine kinase activity. Bases 1 to 1104 code for a protein of 367 amino acids. NCBI's taxonomy places the organism in Eukaryota, Fungi, Ascomycota, Saccharomycetes, Saccharomycetales, Saccharomycetaceae.